Messenger RNA from Acaulospora colombiana, 771 nucleotides. The record is from the annotation of a GenBank genome assembly. NCBI's taxonomy places the organism in Eukaryota, Fungi, Glomeromycota, Glomeromycetes, Diversisporales, Acaulosporaceae.
AUGCGUAAGGCAGCAGAAAAAGAGGGAUUAACCGUUGACUAUCUGGUUGACAACGGUUACCCAACGGGAACUUGUGCUGUCGUCAUCACCGGUCAUAACAGAUCAUUGGUGGCAAAUUUAUCGGCAGCCGAACAAUAUAAGGAAUCCAAGCAUUUGGAUUUGCCCGAAAAAUGGAAAAUUAUUGAGACCGUAAAGUAUUAUUACAUUGGAGGGUUUUUCUUGACAGUUUCGUGCGAUGCAAUCUUGAAGAUUGCCAGACACGCGGCUGAAAGCAAUAAGCCUUUCAUGUCAAACCUUUCGGCAACAUUCCUAUGCAAAGUUCUGCCCUUUAAAGAGGCCAUGAGUAAAGUUGCGCCGUAUUGGGAUGUCAUCUUUGGCAAUGAGUCUGAGGCUGAAGCCUUUGCUGUCUCUGAAAAUUGGAAGACCAACGAUCUGAAGGAGAUUGUGCUGAAAAUUGCGCAACUCCCUAAAGUUAAUACUAAACGCCCGAGGGUGGUCAUAAUUACUCAAGGUUCCCAACCAACGAUAGUUGCAUUUCAAGAGACCGGAAAGGUUAUGGAAAUUCCGACCCUUCCGAUUGAUGCUAAGGAUAUUGUUGACACCAAUGGUGCAGGCGAUUCAUUUGUUGGCGGAUUCCUGAGUCAAUAUGUCAAUGGAAAAAGCAUUGAGGAGUCUGUAAAGGUUGGUCACUGGUUGGCCAAUAUCAUAAUUCAGCGGAAUGGUUCAAGUCUUCCUGAAGAGAAACUUGUAUAUCCCGGUUCAGAUAGUUAA